This is a messenger RNA of Leptonychotes weddellii (Weddell seal), 3016 nucleotides long. RefSeq names its product zinc finger protein 621 (gene ZNF621). The record is from RefSeq and is a predicted model, not a curated record. NCBI's taxonomy places the organism in Eukaryota, Metazoa, Chordata, Mammalia, Carnivora, Phocidae. Gene Ontology annotation, biological process: regulation of transcription by RNA polymerase II. Gene Ontology annotation, molecular function: RNA polymerase II cis-regulatory region sequence-specific DNA binding; DNA-binding transcription factor activity, RNA polymerase II-specific.
GCUGCCUCCGCGCGGCCUAGAGGGGCGUUGGGCGCUGGCGCUCGCGCUCGCUUCCGCAUCGGCUUGCCUCUACCAGCUUUCUGGUGUUCGGAGAGGGAGAGCGUGGGUUCCAGCGAGUUCUACGUGCAAGGUCCGCCCGGCGUCGGCUUCCUCGUUUUCCCUGGCGGCUCGUCAGCGCCCCCGACCCCUGAACUCGGGCCCAGUGUCGGCUCACCCCCCCCUCCCUGACUCGGAGCUCGGGCGCCUGGGCCUCGCAGAAGCCGCCCGAGGUGGCUGCGCGGCCUUCUAGAGCCGUGGCCCAGCCCCCUGCCCACCGAGGCGUGAUCCUCUUUUCUGUCCUAAAGAACUUGGCCCAACAGCCUCCCGCGCCCACUACUGACGUUUCUGUUUAGGGUCUCUGAUUCCCCGGUUGGGUCUCCGGUCAGCAUCACCCACUGGAACACUGAGUAACUGUUAAUCCGCAUCUUGCCGUCUCUGUCCCUCCUUUCCAUUGGCUCCGUUUUUGGGUCAACGUCAUGGUUCCUCUCCUAAGGUUCUUGCUUUUCCAAAUCAAGAAGACAGUGCACGAAGCCAGGGGACAUCAGCCAUGCUCCAAACAUCUUGGCCUCAGGAGCCAGUGACCUUUGAGGACGUGGCCGUGUACUUCACCCAGAAUCAAUGGGCCAGCCUGGACCCCACGCAGAGGGCCCUGUACCGGGAGGUGAUGCUGGAGAAUUAUGCGAGUGUGGCUUCCCUGGUGUUUCCAUUCCCCAAACCUGAUCUGGUCUCCCAGCUGGAGAGAGAGGAAGCGCCAUGGGGCCCAGAUCCCUGGGAAGCAGAGGUUUUGAGAGGCAUCUGUCCAGGUGGUGAGUCCUGGAUCAAGGAGGAGGAGCCAGCUGUAAAGCAGGAAGCCUCUGAGGAGGCAGAAUUGCCCACAACGCCAGGAGGAGGACUUCUCAGAAACGUUUCCCAGCACUUUGACUUUAAAAGCAAGGCAACAUGGCAGACUUUCAGUCUGAAUCCGAAUCUGAUACUUCGGGGUGGGAUGAAGUUCUACGAAUGUAAAGAAUGUGGGAAAAUCUUCAGAUACAACUCAAAGCUGCUUCGGCACCAGAUGAGUCAUACUGGGGAAAAGCCCUUCAAGUGUAAGGAAUGCGGCAAAGCUUUUAAGUCCAGCUAUGACUGUAUCGUCCAUGAGAAGAAUCACAUCGGAGAAGGGCCCUAUGAAUGUAAGGAGUGCGGCAAAGGUUUGAGUUCAAACACGGCCUUGACUCAGCAUCAGAGGAUCCACACUGGGGAGAAACCGUACGAAUGUAAGGAAUGUGGGAAGGCCUUCAGAAGAAGUGCAGCCUAUCUGCAGCAUCAGAGAUUGCACACCGGAGAGAAGCUGUAUAAAUGCAAGGAAUGCUGGAAGGCUUUUGGGUGUCGGUCACUUUUUAUUGUCCAUCAGAGGGUUCAUACGGGGGAGAAGCCCUACCAGUGUGAGGAGUGCGGCAAGGCCUUCACUCAGAAGAUAGCCUCCAUCCAGCAUCAGAGAGUGCACACCGGCGAGAAGCCCUAUGAGUGCAAGGUGUGCGGCAAAGCCUUCAAGUGGUAUGGCAGUUUUGUUCAGCACCAGAAGUUGCACCCUGUGGAGAAGAAGCCCGCCAAGGUUCUUGGGCCAUCCCUGAUGAGUCCCCCGUGCCCCCCUCCAGCCUUCUCUGCCAUUCCUGUCCAGGGCCCGUGCUCUGCUCCCCCCGUGGCCGCACCUUCACUGACCUUUCCACAUGUUGUGCUCAUUCCUACCUCCGGGCCUUUGUUCGUGCUACUGCCCGCACCUGGAAUGCCUUCUUCACCUGUCCAAAUAGUGCGUGUCUUCCAGGGCCUUCCUCCCACUGUGAAGCCGUCCCCAGUUAUGCUGGUCCCUUCCCCUCAUGCCUCAUGAGCUUUCUUUCAGCACUCUAUGAGCUUUUAGGCCCUGCAGAUCUUCAGCUUCACUUGGGUUUCAUUUGUAUGUGUUUUUUUUUUUUUUUUACUUUACACGCAUGACUGCUGUUUCAGCAUAAACUCCAUUAUAACUUAUACUGAAAGACUGUUUAUGUAUUUUCUUCCAGGGAGAAAGUGAAACUACCUGACCUUUGCACUGGUCUCUUUCAGGCUUGAACAGUAAUGGCAGUAUCUGCACUGUGGGGGUGCGGGUAUUAGAAGGGCUGGCAGGACACUUGGUUGCCUGAGAGUAUCUGGGAGAGAGGCUCCCCUGCGCGGGGCCGUUGUGGUUAGAGCCAAGCGGCUUGGGGGAGGCAGAAGAAGCGCGCAGGAACCGCGGCGAGGGUUGGGGGAGAGGGGAGCGCUGGAAUCCACUUCCAGCAGCAGACUCAGAAAUUAGUGCAGCUUGUUCAGUGGGCUAAGGUGGUCCAUCAACGCAAUCGAAGUCAUGUUGCCCUUGGCAUGGAUCAUUGAGGAUCUCCUGUGUCUAUGCAAAAGAUCAUGUGAGAUAACCAGUGAAAAACUAAUGUAUGCAGUGAUCACAAUCAUUUAUGUGAUUGAUAGCAAUCAUGUUUUUAAACACAAAGUGUGUGUUUUUUUUCCCUUUAGUUUUGCUCUUGACAUCUAGAUGUUUCUUUUUAACUUUGGUUUCCUAAGUAAAUACACACCAAAGUAUUCAUCUUUGUUCCAUGUGUUGUGUACAUUUUUCUUCUUGGGCAUUCUAGUUUUCUGUUUGCAAGCAUUGGCUUCUACAUUUUAUGUUCUCCAGAUAGCAUGAAUUGUAAAUAUGAAUUUGGUGAAUUAUGAAAGAAAUAGCAUCUGUGUAAAGCCAACGUGGGGGAAAUCUGAAUAAGUCUCCAAAAUUAUUUUUUUAGGAAUAGAGAGAGCUGUGUGGUGGGUCAGUGGCUAAACUUCUGUGAUAGGUCAGUAAAGUGGAAUUUUGGAUUGCUCUUAGUUUUGACCUUGGCGGGGAUCUUUUACAGCUAUGCAAAGGACUAUGUGAAGCAAUUUCUGGAAAAAGAAUCUGAGUCCUGCAUUAUCGGCAUUAAUAUAAAGUAACUCCUUAAACAUU